AAAUAAAUGCAAUCCCACCGUUGUGCGUGCAGCAGAUCUGAUGAUUGGUGGAUCUUGAUCCAGUACGUACGUAGCGGCAAAGAAACGGAACGCCCGCAGCGAGCGACCGAGCUAAUUAUCGGACGCGUGUGCCGCUCGGCCAACCCAGGCGCGCCGCGUAGCCCCAGAUAUUUCCGCGUGUGGUCUUCCCGGCAGCCACACGCGUCGGCACCGCCGCCACCCCCGGCCGAGGAGCCAACCGAAUCCUGAGACUAUCCGGUGCCAGCCGCCGUGAUCGCGCCACGCGUCCCCCGCCAAGCGAGGCCCGGCCGGCACGUGUCGCCCCAGAGCACGGGCGCGCAGGCGCGACCGCCGGGGCACGCGUCCCGCCCGCCAGUGUGCCCGCCGUGGAUGCUGUACGUCAGCUAAGUAAACUAAGCUCGCAUGAUACAUGGCAAAGUAAACUAAGAUUGGCAGUGUGCGCGCAAGAUAUUUUGGGGAUGGCGAGCAGCGCUGUGCUGCACCCGCAUGCGCAGCACCGGCGCGCUCUGUCCGGGCAGCGAGCCUGGAUCGGGCGGUGGCGACAGGCGCUGCUCCGGUCCAAGAACGGCACUGUUUUGACGGGGGCACGGCAGACGGCACGCAAGGCAAGAGGGAUUAGCGUGCGGGGAUGAUGGAGAUAUUUUGCGUGCGGGGGAGUGCGACAAGGAUCGCUUUUCUGAUCGCAACCGUACCGCGAGCGGCUAUUGCGGCCGAGCCGUACAAUUGUCACGCGCGGCGCGGCGACACGAGGAGCAGGGCUGGCCGGCCGGGUCGGGGUCGCCUCCAGGGAGCACGGACGGGACGGCCGCCCACGUAUAUAACUGCCCACCCGCCGGCGCCGCCCCGCUCCGCGCUCGUACUCGCGAAUCGCAGUCACGCUCAGAGUCACACCACCACGUCGGGCAACUAGGUUCGGCUGGCACGCGCGGAGGCGCCGGGAGGGAGUCGCCGGACUCCGUUGGCUCGGUGCACGGGUUGGGUAGCAUUCGGUUAGCAUGAGCGAGGGAACGCGGGAGAUGAGGCGGCUGCGCGUUGGCAGCGCCGGCGGCGGGGGCGGCAGCAAGGCGAACGCGAGCGGCGGCAUCGGCAUCGGCAUCGCCGACGAGUGGAGCAGCGGGGGGCGCGGCAUUGGGGCGCGGAUCCGCGGGGUGAACGUGGGGAUCCUGGAUGAGCAGGUGCUGGCGCUGGUGUUCCGGGCGCUCAACUGGGACCCGCAGGCGCUGUGCUCCGUGGCGCGGGUCAGCCGCCGCCUGCGCGCCGUCGCGGAGCGCGUGCUGUGGCGGGAGCUCUGCGUCUCGCGCGCGCCGCGGAUGGUGUCCACGCUCACCACGGGCUCCUCGGCCGCGUCGGGCCGCGUGGGCGGCGGGUGGCCGGCGCUGGCGAAGCUGCUGCUCUUCUGCUGCGGCGCGGCGGGGGCCGGCGUGCGGGGCCACUUCGCGCCCGUGUCGCGCUUCUCCAAGACGUCCGGCCGGAGCUUCCUGUCGCGCCGCUGCGGCGGGGACCUGCUGUACGUGUCGGACCCGUGCGAGCACGCGGCGGCCGGCGCCGCGGCCGACGAGGACGUGGGCGCCUACCGCGGCGUGUUCCGCGGCUUCAUGCGCUCCCGCACGCGCGCCUGCCUGGUGGGCGGGCGGGCCCCGCUGGAGCCCCGCGUGCGCUGCCCCUACUGCGGCGCGCGCGUCUGGAGCGUCACAGCGGCCGGCCUCGCGCCCCGCAGCGCGUGCCGCCGGCUCGGCGCGCACGAGGGCCGCCUCGAGUACUUUGUCUGCGUCAGCGGCCACCUCCACGGCAGCUGCUGGCUCGCGCGCCUCUCCUCCAGCGACGGCGACGGCGACGGCGGCCGCGGUGGCGAGGACACCGACUCUGACGACGACGGGUUCACUGCCACGGCCGACAGCGACGACGGGCACAUGGAGCUGUGACGCGAAGAGCUUGUCUUAGCCACAUGAAAAUGCAGUAGAGUAGAAGCAUAUUCCCCGUUUGUUUUGUUGGCUUUGUAUAAUCUCGUGGCUCCUGUGGCCUUGCUGCAAUCCAUUUUUGCACUGCCGCA
Molecule: messenger RNA, 2071 nt
Organism: Triticum urartu
Lineage: Eukaryota; Viridiplantae; Streptophyta; Magnoliopsida; Poales; Poaceae
Source: RefSeq, a predicted model, not a curated record